AUGGACCCCGAAACAUCUCUCCAAAAUGCGCUCUUUGAUGGAUACAAUCGCUUUCGUAAGCCUGUCUUAAACAGAACUCACUAUGUUCCAUUUGGUGUGUCCAUUUCGCUUCAUAGUAUAGAACAUGUUAACGAGAAGUCACAAACGUUUUCAUCAAUUGUCUGGUUGGCUUAUAAUUGGAGAGAUGAAUAUCUCCGCUGGAAUAUCUCAGAAUAUGAUGUCAAAGGUCUAAGGAUUCCUGCCCAAAAAGUCUGGAUUCCAGCCGUUUGUAAUUUGAAUGAACUAGAAAUUGACAAGAAAUGUAUCAGUUUUAAUUCCGUAAAAAACAAUGAAGUUUUUAUUUUACCUUAUGGGGCAGUAAUUUUAUACGAUACGGUGAAGAGCACGAUUCAAUGUGAAAUUAAUAUGGAGAAAUAUCCGUUUGACGAACAGAAAUGCACUUAUGCAUUCCAGUCUUUAUUAUCAAAUAUUCAUGAAAUAAAAAUUGAUGACAAAAUAUGUUCAAUUGACUUAUCAACCCUAACAGCUAAUGGAGAGUGGAACCUAAUUUCUAUAGAAAAGGAAAUUAAAAAAAUAAUGUACGGAAGAGGAAAUGAUUCCAUAGAUAUUAGACUCGAUUUUGUCGUGAAGAUACAACGACGUCCAACCAUGGCCAUUUUAACAUUUGUGAUACCGAUAGUGGUGCUUUCAACCAUGAACAUAUUCUGCUUUGUUUUGCCAAUAGAAGCCGGGGAGAAAAUUGGCAUGUCUAUGGCUUUAUUUCUAACCUUUGCUGUGUUUGCCAGCAUUCUAAGCGACACAAUGCCUUCAUCCUCAGAGAACAUCUCGUGGUUCAGCAUUUAUGUUACUACACAGGUUAUUCUGAGUGCUAUGGUUGUGAUUCUGGAAACCAUUGUUCUUCGUAUCUAUCAUGGAGAUCCCGAUCCCGAGAAAAAAGAAAAUGUACAACAACUUCAUUGUAAGACUGUCUACAAGGUGAUGGAAAGCCAUAAAACAUUAACUAGUCCAGGAGGACGUCUGAAACCUACCACUUCCUGCAGUAAAGACACAGCUAUGAGAGUAGAAAAAGUCUUCAUGGCGUGCAUCAUUUGCGUAAAUAUUGCUUCAGUUUAUGUUUUAAGUAUAGACAUUCUUUAG
This is a messenger RNA of Saccostrea cuccullata (small rock oyster), 1137 nucleotides long. Its product is annotated as neuronal acetylcholine receptor subunit beta-2-like. Lineage: Eukaryota; Metazoa; Mollusca; Bivalvia; Ostreida; Ostreidae. The transcript has a single exon. The record is from RefSeq and is a predicted model, not a curated record. Gene Ontology annotation, biological process: regulation of membrane potential; signal transduction; chemical synaptic transmission. Gene Ontology annotation, molecular function: transmitter-gated monoatomic ion channel activity involved in regulation of postsynaptic membrane potential; excitatory extracellular ligand-gated monoatomic ion channel activity; transmembrane signaling receptor activity. Bases 1 to 1137 code for a protein of 378 amino acids. Gene Ontology annotation, cellular component: plasma membrane; synapse; neuron projection.